AUGCUAUCAUCUCCAGCAUCUUCACCAUUUAUAGCAGCAUCUUCAUCAGUCCCACUAACAUCAUCAUCAUCAACCCCACCAGCACAGCCCUCACCAUCAGCAACCUCCACAUCAUCUUCCUCAUUCUUACCAUCAACAUCAAACUCACAGCCUUUAUCCAUAGCACCAUCUUCAUUAGUCCCACUAUCUUCAUCAUCAACCCAACAACCACAGCCCUUACUAUCAACAACCUCUACAUCAUCUUCCUCAUUCUUACCAUCAACAUCAAACUCACAGCCUACAUUACCAUCCCCACUAUCUUCAUCACCAACAUUAACAUCGUUAUCAUUAACAUCUUCAAUACCAUCAACAGCACCAUCUUCAUCAUCUUCCCCAUUGUCAGCAGCACCAUCUUCAUCAGUCGCACUAUUGUCAUCAUCAUCUUCUUCAACACUAUCAUCUGCACCAUAUUCAUCAUCUUUACCAUCUUCAUCACCAUCAUUAGCAUCAUCCUCAACAACAUCUUCAAUGCUAUCAUCUCCAGCAUCUUCACCAUUUAUAGCAGCAUCUUCAUCAGUCCCACUAACAUCAUCAUCAACCCCACCAGCACAGCCCUCACUAUCAGCAACCUCCACAUCAUCUUCCUCAUCCUUACCAUCAUCAUCAAACUCACAGCAUUCACAGCCAUCCACACCACAAACAUCAUCAUCAACAAAGUCUUCAAUACUAUCUUCCACUCCAUUCUCAUCAUCGUCACCAUCCUCAAGACCAUCUUCAUCAGUCCCACUAUUGUCUUCAUUAUCAUCAUCAUCAUCAUCUUCAACACUAUCAUCUGCACCAUCUUCAUCAUUCAUAGCACCAUCUUCAUUAGUCCCACUAUCUUCAUCAUCAUCAUCAACAACCCAACAAGCACAGCCCUUACUAUCAGCAACCUCUACAUCAUCUUCCUCAUUCUUACCAUCAACAUCAAACUCACAGCCUUUGUCAUCAUUCACACCAUCUUCAUCACCAACAUUGACAUUGUUUUCAUCAACAUCUUCAAUACCAUCAACAGCACCAUCUUCAUCAGUCGCACUAUUGUCAUCAUCAUCUUCUUCAACACUAUCAUCUGCACCAUAUUCUUUACCAUCUUCAUCACCAUCAUUAACAUCAUCAUCAUCAUCAACAACAUCUUCAAUGCUAUCAUCUUCUCCACCAUCUUCACUAUUCAUAGCAGCAUCUUCAUCAGUCCCACUAACAACAUCAUCAACCCCACCAGCACAGCCCUUACUAUCAGCAACCUCUACAUCAUCUUCCUCCACCAUCUUCAUCAUCUUCACCAUUGUCAGCAGCACCAUCUUCAUCAGUCGCACUAUUGUCAUCAUCUUCUUCAACACUAUCAUCUGCACCAUAUUCAUCAUCUUUACCAUCUUCAUCACCAUCAUUAACAUCAUCAUUAUCAUCAACAACAUCUUCAAUGCUAUCAUCUCCAGCAUCUUCACCAUUCAUAGCAGCAUCUUCAUCAAGCACACUAACUUCAUCAUCAACCCCGCCAGCACAGCCCUCACCAUCAGCAACCUCCACAUCAUCUUCCUCAUCCUUACCAUCAUCAUCAACCCCACCAGCACGGCCCUCACUAUCAGCAACCUCCACAUCAUCUUCCUCAUCCUUACCAUCAUCAUCAAACUCACAGCAUUCUCAGCCAUCCACACCACAAACAUCAUUAUCAUUAUCAACAAAGUCUUCAAUACUAUCUUCCACGCCAUUCUCAUCAUCGUCACCAUCCUCAGGACCAUCUUCAUCAGUCACACUAUUGUCUUCAUUAUCAUCAUCAUCCUCAUCUUCAACACUAUCAUCUGCACCAUCUUCAUCAUCCAUAGCACCAUCUUCAUUAGUCCCACUAUCUUCAUCAUCAUCAUCAACCCAACAAGCACAGCCCUUACUAUCAGCAACCUCUACAUCAUCUUCCUCAUUCUUACCAUCAUCAUCAAACUCACAGCAUUCUCAGCCAUCCACACCACAAACAUCAUCAUCAACAACGUCUUCAAUACUAUCUUCCACGCCAUUCUCAUCAUCGUCACCAUCCUCAGGACCAUCUUCAUCAGUCCCACUAUUGUCUUCAUUAUCAUCAUCUUCAACACUAUCAUCUGCACCAUCUUCAUCAUCCAUAGCACCAUCUUCAUUAUUCCCACUAUCUUCAUCAUCAUCAACCCAACAAGCACAGCCCUUACUAUCAGCAACCUCUACAUCAUCUUCCUCAUUCUUCCCAUCAUCAGCAAACUCACAGCCUUCAUCACCAUCCCCACCAUCUUCAUCACCAACAUUUACAUCAUACUUUUCUUCUUCAUCAAGCUCACCUCAUCAAUCCUCACCAUCCUCACUGGUACCCUCAUCAUCUUCACCAUCAACACCAGCAAAUACUCCACCAUCUUCAUCACUGCUAACUCAAGUAUCAUUUCCAUCGACUCCAUCAGCACUGUCAUCAUCAGUAUCCUCUUCAUCAACAACAACCUCUUUUUCAUCAUCCUCAGCAUUAUCAUCACCAACGUCACAACCUACUUCAUUAUCCUUACCAUUAUCAUCAUCAAUAAUCUCAUCACCAACAACAAAAACACCAUCAUUUCCUUUUUCUCCACAAUCCUCAUUGACUUUACCAACUACACCACCAUCUUCAUCAUCCUCACUUUCAGCAACACCAAUAAUACCACCAUCAUCACUAACCUCAGCACCAAAUUCACCAUCAUUGUCUUCAUCAAUAACUUUACAUUCAUCAUCCCCAGCAGCAACACCAUCAUCCCCUUUUUCUCCACAAUCCUCAUUGACUUCACCAACUAUACCACCAUCUUCAUCAUCCUCACUUUUAGCAACACCAACGAUACCACCAUCCCCACUGUUGUCUUCGUUAAUAACCUCACCACCAUUACCAACUUCACCACCAUUACCAACUACAUCGCCAUCCCCUUUUUCUCCAGCAUCCUUAUUAACUUCACAAUCCACAUCACCAUCCUCAUCACCAUCUUCAUCACCACAUUCACCAUCCCCACCAUUGUCGUCAUCAAUAACCUCACCACCAGCAACACCAUCCUCCCCUACACCGCCAGCUUCAUCCUCAGCAAACUCUCAAUCAUUCUCAUCAUCCUCACCCCUGUUAUCGUCAUCACCGACCUCCCCCUCAUUUAG
Molecule: messenger RNA, 3138 nt
Organism: Rhinichthys klamathensis goyatoka
Lineage: Eukaryota; Metazoa; Chordata; Actinopteri; Cypriniformes; Leuciscidae
Exons: 2
Coding region: 1-3138 (1045 amino acids)
Source: RefSeq, a predicted model, not a curated record